AUGUACCGCGAGCAGUAUCACGAAAACCGCUAUGAGAAGCACAUCAAGAUGUUCCCGCCUGGGGCUAGAACGGCCGCAAGAGCUGCCGCGGGUGCGGAGCCGGUGGCUCCGUACCCGCUGGAUGACGUGACGGAGGUUAUCGGCUCUGUACCGGCGUACAAACCGACGAGUGCAGGAUCUUCGAGACGGCAGGCUGGCAACGGCGUCCCAGAGGCGGUGAGCGGGAGAUACGAUCGUCCGUUCCAGAUUGAGUCCGAGAGAAGCAGCGAAGGGCAAGAACGGGUGCUCCCUCCGCCGUACGAGGAAUCUGAGACGCGAGCGCUGCAGGAGAAGGCGUAUAGAACAGAGACGGAUGUGAAGGAGUCGCCGCCGAGAGAGAGACGACGCGAUCUGUCGGAAUUCUCGCCGAGCGGGUUGAAGUUCUACGAGAUAUACAGCCAAACGGUGGCCGACUCGGCCAAGUUCACUCCCGAGGUGCAGAUGAAAUGGUGCGAGACGCUGCUUGAGUAUGCCUUUGACGACGAGUUUCUGAGCCACUACAACAUCAACGCCGAGAAGCUGAAGCGGGAGCUGAGACCCGAGGAACGACAGAAGAACCAGAAGGUGAUCCUGGAGCACUCUUUCAAAGUGCUCGCGAAGCUGAUCGGAUUGAAAUGGGGGCCCGCGCUGUACUUGAUGGGCACGCUGUACUCGCAUCAGCCGUACCUGCAGAUAAAAAACAAGCAUAUCGUGGCACGCAAUGACGAGAGAGCGUUGGAGUACUACGGCCGGGCCGCCGGCAGCGACCACGCAGACGCGUGCUACCGGGCGGGCGUAUGCUACGAGCUGCGAAGAGGCGUCCCGCCGUCGACGUCCCAGGACGAGAGCCUUGUCAUGGCGCUCAACUACUACCGGCGCGGCGCCGACCUGUGCGACAACUCAGCCUGCAUGUACAAGCUCGGCAUGUUCUACCUGUAUCGACCGCAGUUCCAGGACGCGCCGCAGGCGAUAGAGUGGUUCAAAAGGGCGUCCCGCCGGGGCGACUCGCCGCAGGCGCUCUACGAGCUGGGCAAGAUCUACGAGUUCUCCUCUCUCGCGCCCAACAUACAGCAACUGCUAACAGACAAUGGAGUGAAAAGACAGCCCUCGCGGGCGCUCAAAUGCUUUUACAAAUGCGCCAUCGACUGCGACUACCCGCUGGCCCAGUGGAAACUGGGCCACUGCUACGAGUUCGGCGAGCUGCACCUGCCCGUGGUCGCCAAGAAGUCGAUCGCGUGGUACGCCAAGGCCGCACUUGCAAAGCCCAAGGGCAACGCGAUGGCCAUGCUCGCCCUCAGCGGAUGGUAUCUCACCGGUGCCACGGGAGUGCUGCGACCAAACGACAACGAGGCCUUCCGAUGGGCUCGCGAGAGCUGCACCGCGUCCGACGGGAAACUUGCGCGCGCAGAAUACGCGCUCGCCUACUACUACGAAAACUCCAUCGGCUGCCCCAGAGACCUUGCAAAGGCCAAAUCUCACUACCAGAGAGCUGCCUCCAUCGGCCAUCCAAAAGCCAUCAACAGGCUCCAAGUUGGUUUCUGA
Torulaspora globosa is the source of this 1560-nucleotide messenger RNA. RefSeq names its product Ack1p (gene ACK1). The transcript has a single exon. Bases 1 to 1560 code for a protein of 519 amino acids. The record is from RefSeq and is a predicted model, not a curated record. NCBI's taxonomy places the organism in Eukaryota, Fungi, Ascomycota, Saccharomycetes, Saccharomycetales, Saccharomycetaceae. Gene Ontology annotation, molecular function: protein binding.